CCUGAGAGCACAGAAAUACCUAUGAUCGACACAGACUUGACUAGGAUUAGGAGCCAUUGUUUUAGCAUAGCUGGAUCAGAGCAGAUCCUAAUCUUGGUUUUAGCAUCCUUCAUGAAUUAAACGUCGCCCAGUAUCCUCUGACAGUCAUAGCAAAAGGUUGGGUGGAUCACACUGCUACUUCAGCAGUCUCUUUCACAGUCAAUGAGUAGAUCAUUCCUCUAAACAAACAUUGCUUCAGCUAAAGUAUUAAGAGACCUUGCUAGCAGGUUAGCAUUCUCUGAAUUUACUGCGUGGGCUGCAGGAAACCAAACAUGUCAAUUUUGGUGAAGAAAACCUGUCGAAGUCAACUGACACUACUAAAAACACAAGAUGCAAGGUGGGGUGGACGUCCAGAGCUCGUUCCUGCACGGUGGCGACUGCUUCGACAUGUGGCAUGAUUACAUGAACCUGAGCAGCCUUCUGGAGAAGCGCGACCAGAGGGAGGUGGCUCCAGAGGAGCCCGAGAAGGACCCCCAUUGGCGACACCUCCAGACCCCAUCCAGGCGCAGGACUUCCAGCAUCUCCGCAGAGACUAGUUCCAGCAGCAGCAGCAACAGCAGUAGCAACAACGGGGCUUCUGCAAGCAGCUGCAGUUUCUGCAAGCAGAACGGAGAGUCUCCUAAGGUGUACCGGUCCCACAAGCUCAAAUCUGACGACGGGAAGGUGCUCUGCCCCGUCCUCCGGAAGUACACCUGUCCCAACUGUAAGGCCACCGGGGACAGAGCGCACACACGCAAGUACUGUCCUGGAGACAAGCGGCAGGAGGCUGCGAGGGUGCUGUCCGGAUUAAAGUUCUGGUAGCAUGAUGCUGUCAGCUGGAACAAACUUAUAAAAGGUUGUUUUGUUUACUUAAAAUCUGUCAACAAGGAGAAAAUGGGUUUAAGCGGAUCCUGUUUGGUUUGAUGUUUGAGCAUCAGUAAGUCUGACCUGCAUCCUUUAACAAUCCCAAACUUUCAGUAUUUGUUUGUUUGUUUUUAUCAUGACUAAAUGCAAAUGAUUUUGAGUUCAUGUGGCAGUUUUUGUUGUGUUCCGUCUUUAAUGAGUUAAAACACAAUAAUAAUCUGUUCCGUCAUCAUUUUCAUAUAAUAAACAGUUCUUUGAAAACUA
This is a messenger RNA of Nothobranchius furzeri (turquoise killifish), 1146 nucleotides long. Its product is annotated as nanos homolog 1. Gene Ontology annotation, molecular function: zinc ion binding; mRNA binding. Gene Ontology annotation, biological process: negative regulation of translation; oogenesis. NCBI's taxonomy places the organism in Eukaryota, Metazoa, Chordata, Actinopteri, Cyprinodontiformes, Nothobranchiidae. The record is from RefSeq and is a predicted model, not a curated record. Gene Ontology annotation, cellular component: perinuclear region of cytoplasm.